CUCACCUUGAAAGAGUGGUCACACUGCAGCGACUGCUCUCUCUCUCUCUCUCCCAACCGUGAGUGUAUAGCACGUAUAGUCUAAUAUAUACACAGACAACGAUUGCCGACGAUCGACGACUUUUCUCUCUUGUGUUUUUUUCGUGCGUGUUUAUUCGUGUGCAGUGCGUUGGUGUUACAUCCUAUCCGAUACGUCGCCUGUUGAAAACUUGUUUCAACAUCCGCUUCCAUCAUGGCAGUUUGUUGUUACUAACUGCGACUGAAAAGUGAACUAAGAAAACUGUGUGUCGGCUGUUGAUUUCUUGGUGCCUAUAGACGACUGGUGUGUAGAUUAGCAUAGAAUUAAGAUCACAGUCACAGUCACAGUCAAGAAAUGAUGAACUUUUACGAGAAUCUCUGUUUCCGGUGCGACCAAACGGUGUACCAGGUGGACCGCGUCGGCCCACUGAAGGACUUUACAUUUUUCCAUCAGGGCUGUUUCAAGUGUUCGGCAUGCGGCACCAAGUUGACGCUCAAAACCUACUACAACAACCAGGAUUCCAACGACGACAAGGAGGUCUAUUGCGUCAGCCAUGUGCCCAAGAUCGGGCCCGGCCAUCUGGACGGCUCGGCCGUGGGCAUCCGCUCUGCCCUCAACGUGCCCAAGUCGUUCAACUACGUCAACGAACAGAUCCGCGGCGGAGGCAAAGGCACUUUCGACGCCGAGGCGUUGGCCAUCAAGCCUCACCUCAACAACGGCCGCCAGCACAGCGGCGAGAACGGCAAUUUCUCCGACCAUCAGUACGGACGAUUCGACGCCAGCGCCCUUCACAUUGCCCACGCUCUGCGGGCCACCGAGCUCCAGCGCAGUUACAGACGGCCCAUUGAAAAGCCCCUCGACUCUUAUCUGGACAAAGACACUCAAGUUCGAUUGGAGAUGAAACACCGCAAAGAAGAGGACGACUUGUACCGCAAAUUCGCCCGGCAACGCGAAGAACAGGAAUUUAAAUUCAAGGAAGAAUUUCGGGAAGAGUGGGAGAAGGAGCUGGAGAAGUUGACGUCACGGUUCGAGCGGGAGCUGGCCAACAAACGGAAAAAGCCCGACGAGCAAAAAGUGCUGACUCUGAGACUGCAAAAGGAGCGCGAGGAUCUCGAGAAGAACCUGACCGUCCGCCGUGACAAGAAAAAGGAAUCGCUCACCCGAAAACUCCUGGAACAUGAACGGGCGGCGACGGCAGCGCUGGUCGAAAAGCAAAGCAAAGAGAUGAUGAAUCUAAUCAACGAGAAGCGCUCCGAGUUUAUGCGCGCCGAGAGCCUCUACAUCGACGACGACUACCAGACGGAAGAACUCUUUCCUUACCCGAGCAAUCCGCCAGCACCCCAGCCGCCGGGCGUCGCCAAGACCGACAUCUAUCACAACCCUCUUGUCUUCGCAGACAUCGACCAGAUCGCCAUCUCGGUUGCGCAAGAAGAUCAAAAAACAUUCACGGACCUCGUCCGGAUGUUGAUCGGACGGUGCGGAUCAGACGUCGAGAAAGCCAGAACGAUUUUCCGGUGGAUCACGGUGAAGAAUUUGAACACGAUGCAAUUUGACGACACGGUUCGCACCGACACACCCAUGGGUCUGCUGAGAGGCAUCAAACACGGCACGGAAAGUUACCACGUCCUGUUCAAGCGCAUUUGCAGCUACGCCGGUUUGCAUUGCGUUGUCAUCAAGGGCUAUUCCAAAUCGGCCGGCUACCAGCCAGGCGUACGCUUCGAGGACAACCGCUUCCGCAAUUCGUGGAACGCCGUCUAUGUGGCCGGAGCGUGGCGUUUCGUCCAGUGCAACUGGGGCGCCCGCCAUCUGGUCAAUGCUAAAGAAGUACCCAAACCUGGGAGCAAGAGCAAAUCCGACAGUCUUCGUUACGAGUACGACGACCAUUAUUUCUUGACGGAUCCCAAGGAAUUCAUCUACGAGUUUUUCCCUCUUCAGUCCGAAUGGCAACUGCUUAAAACCACCAUCACGCUCAAAGAAUUCGAAGACCUUCCAUUUGUGCGUUCACUCUUCUUCCGCUACGGACUUUACUUCCCAGACGAAAAUACCAAGGCCGUUAUGGUCACAGAUUCCACCGGAGCGGUAACCAUCCGAAUCGGCAUGCCAUCCAACAUGCAAGCCAGUCUCAUUUUCCAUUACAACCUCAAAUUCUACGACAAUGAUACCGAUACGUUUGAGACUAUUAGCUUGAAGCGCUUCGUCAUGCAGUCUGUUGUGGGAAAUGUGGUCGCGUUCCGAGUCCACGCCCCGUGCAGUGGUGCCUUCCUGCUGGACAUAUUCGCCAAUGCGGUGACACCGCGCGAGUACCUGACGGGCGAGCCCAUGAAAUUCAAGAGCGUUUGCAAGUUCAAAAUUGUUUGCGAGGACCUUCAGACGGUCAUGGUGCCCUUGCCGGACUGCGCCAGCGGUGAGUGGGGGCCGAUGAAGGCGACGCGUCUCUUCGGCCUGGUGCCCAUCACCCAUCAGGAUGCCUUGAUCUUUGCCGGCCGUGAGUUGGAAUGCCAAUUCCGCAUGUCCCGACCGCUGACCGACUUUAUGGCGACUCUCCACAAAAACGGAUCGGAAGAGAAGCGGCUGGCCAAAUACGCCACGCACUACGUGACGGGCGAUCUGGUCACAUUCAAAAUCAGUUUCCCCGAGGAGGGCCAAUACGGCAUGGACAUUUACACGCGCGAAGUCAAUUCGAUGGGAAACAGCAGCGGCAACAACGCCGAGCAGAGCAACGAGAAGCACCUGUUGACUCAUUGCUGUAAAUAUCUGAUCAACUCUUCGAAGCGCAACCAGGUUUAAAGUGUCAGAUUGAACACUGGAGCGACUGAACCAGCAGCUGGCUAUUAUUUUUUAAAAAAGCUUCACCAUCUCGCCUUCUUCUCCAUGCCUAGUUUUUUUAAACGGUGCUAAAAUAAUUAACCAGGGAUCGCACGAUACAAAGUCGUCACCCUCAAACAUACACCGAAGCAACACAUAUGUUACAUAGGUUUGGGUUAGAUGCUAAAAUACUGAUUCCUUCGUCCCGACCAUUUUCUAUGUUUUUGCUAUACGAUUUUUAAAAAGAAGAGAGAACAAGAUAGGAUGAAGCCAUGCGGAAUAAGAGGGCGACGGCCUUAUAAUAAUACCUUUUUUUAUCAUCCAAAUUGCUUCAGAAUGAUACAUUACUUUCAUGUUGAUAUUUUUCCUUCUUUUGCUGGGCAGUGGGCAGCUUCAAAUCAAUUAGGAUCCGAGGACAAGUGUGCCUAUUUUUGUAUAUUCAUUAUAAUCAAGACGCAAUGGCCUUCACUAUCAUUGUUAAUUCUUUUUUACCAGAGAAUUCAGACCUGUUUUUUUUUCUCUCUCUCUCUCUCUGUCUGCCCAGUAAGAAAACAGCGGGCGUUUCUUUAUACUUAACAUUCCUUGUUGCGAAAAACAAAAAGAUUAAAAAAAAAAAUCCAAAAAAUUGACACAAGAAAAACAAGAAAAAAAGUGUGGUUUUACAGUGAUUCACUUCUAUUGUUGAAGGCAUAUUUAGAAACUAAAACGAUUUUAACAACCUAUACAGUAUACAUUUGAUAGAAAUCGACAUUUUUUAAAAAAGAUAUGAUUCUGAAACUGCGUGUAACCGAUUGGCAAAUAUGGCAGCUAGUCAGCUGCCAAUGACUAAAGCCCUAAUAUAAUGGAAACAAAAAGGUGCUUGUAAUACACUAGAAAACCCAA
This is a messenger RNA of Daphnia pulicaria, 3705 nucleotides long. RefSeq names its product hillarin-like (gene Hil). The transcript is spliced from 10 exons. Lineage: Eukaryota; Metazoa; Arthropoda; Branchiopoda; Diplostraca; Daphniidae. Bases 373 to 2805 code for a protein of 810 amino acids. The record is from RefSeq and is a predicted model, not a curated record.